Molecule: messenger RNA, 1974 nt
Organism: Saccharomyces paradoxus
Lineage: Eukaryota; Fungi; Ascomycota; Saccharomycetes; Saccharomycetales; Saccharomycetaceae
Gene: SLM2
Product: phosphatidylinositol 4,5-bisphosphate-binding protein
Exons: 1
Coding region: 1-1974 (657 amino acids)
Source: RefSeq, a predicted model, not a curated record
AUGUCUUACCAACGGAACAGUGGAAGAACCUCUCUCGACCUCAGAAGUCAAUAUCAGCAACUGGAAGGCAGAAUGAGGUCGGAACAUUUUAAUCCGGCUUAUCAACAGCAACAACAAAAGGGCCAGAACAUGCCUUUGUCACUACCCUCGUCGCUCGCGCAACGUAACCCUGUACCUUAUCCUAUCGAUGCCGUGACUUCUGAUCACACUAUUCCGGCUCACUCGGAUGUGUAUGAUCAGGAUCGACAAAAUUCGAUGGUCGAUGCUGCGGCUGGCACCAAUGUGACACACUCUUUGAACUCUAAUAAUAUUCCACCCUCUCAAAAUAAUAAUAAUAAUAAUAAUAACGAUGUCAGUAACAUAGGUUCGUUCACUGACCCUUCUAUUCUAGCUAUGCCAAGAAUGUCUCUUCACAGCCACCAGAAACAGUAUAAUUCCAACCAAAACGAUCCUAGGUCGCCUCUGGUGAUACUGAUACCCACUUCUGCACAGCCCACUGACGUGUUAUCUGCCAGGUUUUCUGCCUGGAGAAAUGUUAUUCGUGCCAUAUUGGUAUACCUCUCUGAGACCGCCUCCAUACAGGACGAGAUAGUUAGACAGCAACUGAGAUUAUCUCAUGCUGUACAGUUCCCCUUUUUCAGCAUUGAAAACCAAUAUCAGCCGGUCUCUAAUGAAGAUAAGUCCCUGCAGAAAUUUUUUCUACCUCUAGGUAGUGGGUCCAUCCAAGAUUUGCCCACAAUGCUGACCAAAUAUCACGAGAACCUGGCCUCUUUAGCAUUGAAAAGUUCGAAAGAGUUGACCAGUGAAAUCAUACCUAGACUAGAGGAUUUGAGAAGAGAUUUAUUAGUAAAAAUUAAAGAAAUUAAAGCUUUACAAUCUGAUUUUAAAAAUUCCUGUGGUAAAGAAUUACAGCAGACUAAGCACUUAAUGAAACUUUUUAAUGAAUCCUUAAAAGAAUGUAAAUUAGGUACGCCGAAGAGUGACCCAUUUUUGAUAAAAUUGCAAUUGGAGAAGCAAAUUAAAAGACAAUUGGUUGAAGAAAACUAUUUACACGAGGCAUUCGAUAACUUGCAAAAUUCAGGGGCUCAGUUAGAAAGUGUUAUCGUAAUGGAGAUACAGAAUGGAUUAACUAGCUACGCUAAAAUCCUUGGCAAAGAAGCUCAAGUUGUGUUUGACUCAGUAAUCUCUAAACUAGAUUCCACAAUAUUGAACAAAAACACAAAUCUUGAAUGGGACAGUUUCAUUCUAAGGAACAUUUCCAGUUUUGUACCACCAAAUUUGCCCAUGAGGAAGUUCAAAGAGAUAUCGUACAAUAAUCAAAACGAUCCUUUUACUUUGGAAGUUAAAUCUGGAUUUCUGGAGAAAAGAUCAAAAUUUUUGAAGUCAUAUUCACGUGGGUUUUAUGUCCUUACUCCAAGCUUUUUACAUGAAUUUAAGACCCCGGAUAGGCAUAAAUUUUCCACGCCGUUGAUGUCAAUACCAUUGGUUGAGUGUACCGUUACUGAGCAUUCCAAAAAGACAAAAUCGAACUCAGAGCAAGGAAAGAACAAAUUUAUAUUGCGUACAAAUUCUAAUGGACUAAUACACAGAGGUCAUAACUGGGUUUUCAAAGUAGAUUCUUAUGACGACAUGAUAGAAUGGUUUGAAAAUCUCAAAGCACUAUCAAGUUUGCCCAACUAUGACGACAAAUGUAAAUUUGUGAAUAAAGUCACUAGGCUAUCUAAAAAUAAAGCCAUGAAUAAUGAGAACAUCAUGGAGAGCGUAACCGCACAGGCAACUAAUGAACAAAACACGAAGCCUGAUGAUAUGAGCAGUAGCAAUUUUCCCUUGAAUUCUAUUCCGAAAUUAGACAACUUGACAAUCACAAAUACUACCUCAUCAAUACCGGAAACAGAUGAUUCACAAAUUCAGAAUAGAGUUCCUGAAUUUUACAUUGAAAAUGUUGAUUCCCCUAGGAAAAGUAAUCAGCCAUAA